This is a messenger RNA of Vigna unguiculata (cowpea), 1906 nucleotides long. RefSeq names its product MUTM homolog-1 (gene MMH-1). Lineage: Eukaryota; Viridiplantae; Streptophyta; Magnoliopsida; Fabales; Fabaceae. Gene Ontology annotation, cellular component: nucleus. Gene Ontology annotation, molecular function: DNA-(apurinic or apyrimidinic site) endonuclease activity; damaged DNA binding; zinc ion binding. The record is from RefSeq and is a predicted model, not a curated record. Gene Ontology annotation, biological process: base-excision repair.
GAGUUAGUGAGAGCGAGCGAGCGAGAGAGAGAGCAAUGCCGGAGCUUCCAGAGGUAGAGGCGGCGAGGAGGGCCGUCGAGGAAAACUGCGUCGGCAAGAAGAUAACGAAAUGCAUUGUCGCCGAUGAUUCCAAAGUCAUCGACGCGGUGUCUCGCUCGGACUUCGAAGCUUCCGUUCUCGGCAAGCUCAUCGUCGCUGCUCACCGGAAGGGAAAGAACAUGUGGCUUCAGCUUGAUUCCCCUCCUUUUCCUUCCUUCCAAUUCGGUCCUCCGUCUCUCUCUCUCUUAAACCCUAGCUUCGUUCUUUUCUCUUUCCGCUUUAACUGAAAACGUGAACCACGUGAAACUCUCCUUCGUUUUUUUACAGUUUUCUUUGCUGCUUAGUUCGCAUUACGUCUUGGCGUGGUUCUUGCAUUUUUGGUGAUGCAUGUUAACCAUACCUGUGCAUGCACCUAACGGCUUAAGCUUUUACAACAGUCGGUAACAGUGACACUGAAAACACGAUAUAAGGCAUGGCUGGUGCUAUAUACAUUAAAGGAGUCGCAGUAACAAAGUACAAAAGGUCAGCUGUGAAGGAUGAGGAAGAGUGGCCCUCAAAAUAUUCAAAAUUCUUCAUUGAGUUAGAUGAUGGUUUAGAGUUGUCUUUCAUUGACAAGAGGCGAUUCGCUAAAGUUCGUCUUCUAGAAGAUCCAACAUCAGUGCCACCCAUAUCUGAGCUUGGUCCUGAUGCUCUUUUUGAACAAAUGACACUUGAGAAGUUUACAGAGUCUUUGCACAAAAGGAAAACUGAAAUCAAGGCUUUAUUACUUGAUCAAAGCUAUAUUUCAGGUAUUGGAAAUUGGGUGGCUGAUGAAGUGCUGUACCAAGCAAGAAUUCAUCCACGGCAGGCAGCUUCUAGCCUGUCUGAUGUAAGCUGCUCAACUUUGUACAAAUGCAUUAAAGAGGUCAUUGAAAAAGCAGUUGAGGUUGGAGCAGAUAGUAGUCAGUAUCCUAACAGUUGGAUAUUUCAUUCACGGGAAAAGAAGCCUGACAAGGCUUUUGUUGAUGGGAAAAAAAUUGACUUCAUCACUGCUGGUGGUAGGACAACUGCUUACGUGCCAGAGUUGCAAAAGCUUAGUGGAUCUGUCGAUGUAAAAGAAACUGGUAAGACUAAAAGGCAAGCAUCAAAGAAAGCAAGUGCAGCUGAUGACACUGAGAAACCGACAGAUGGGAAAGAAAAGAAGGGGGCAAAAGCUGGAGCUAAAGGCAGGAAGCCUGCUAAAAAGAAAAAACCAGAGGAAAGUGAUGAAGACAAUGACAGUGAUGCUGGUACUGAUGGUGAUACUGAUCAAGUUGCAAAGAAGAAUUCAGGCAACGUUACUAAUAGUAAACAAGUUGGGGAAGAGAAGCUAUCAAAGAAAAGAGUUCAAAGCAAUCAAACUGGUAGGAGUUCAAAAAGGAAAGCUAAGUAGCAAGUAUGGGAGUUAGUUUUGUAUUUUGCUGUGUUCACACUAGAACACCAGAAGGGUGGUUUAUUAUGUGCCUGCAACUUAGGUUUGCUGUUUAUACGUUGUGUUUAUGAUCUGUUGGUCUCUUCCGCUUCAAAUAUCAUGUAUGAUAAUUUAAUAUCCCAUGUAGACCAAUGGAAGGCAUGAAUAGGAUGCCUUCAGUUUUUGUGACUAUUGUUAAUGCCCACUUCUUGUACAAAGCUACCAGGUAUUUUUAUGUUUUGAUUCAUGAUGUAUUGUCUUGGACGUCCAUUAUUAUAGUUUGUCAAUGAGAUCAAAAUGAGUUAGCUUCUUAGGGUUUUGGUCGGAUGCCUGGAAGAGAUUCAGGUUUUCGUGACUGCUAUAUUAUUGAUAGAUUCUGUGUGCACUUGCAACUUUUUGAGACCUUAAGUUUGAUUAAUUUUACAUGCUUUAAAUCUG